CAGCCGGCGCCGGUCACCCCUGAGAGGAGGAGAGGAGAGCCUGGUGGCGGCAAAGGGGGACCACCAUCGCCGCCUUCAGCAGCAGCAGCCCCGCGACUCUGCUCCCUUCUCGCCUUCCGCGCACAGACGGAGCCGCCGCCGCCGCCACCGCCACUCCCGCUGGCACAGCCCUUCCUCGCCCUGCUGCUGCCCCUUGGCCGGGGGACCGCGCGGUGCCCACAGUCCGCCUUCCUCGGGCGCGGGGUGGUCAGCCCGAAGCGGAGGACGUCAGCUGGCCUAGCCGCCCCUCCUCUUGCCCCGGCGGCGGUGCCGUUUCUUGCGCCUGAGCAGAGGCGAUGAGCGGCCUCGAGGACUACGCAGGUGCGAGCCCCGUGCCCAGCCCCGGAUCCCCCGGAGGGGACGAGCCACCACAGAAAAGACAAAGAACUGUAGAAGACUUCAAUCAGUUCUGCACUUUUGUGCUAGCUUAUGCAGGCUACAUCCCAUACCCAAAGGAGAAUGAGCCUUGGGUCCACAGAGGCAACAUGAGCCCCCAGAACAGCACAGGCAGCACUCAAGACAGUGACAGCUGGGUCUCAUCUCAGUGCUGUGACUCCCAUGUGCUAUCAGAUGAUGGAGGAAUCAGGAACACUACAUGCAGAGGGACUGGAAACCUCCUCCUGAACUCUGACAUUUCCAGCAGCUUCUGUACAGGCCGACCCCUGCAAACUAAGAAGAGGAAGCAGUCAGCAAAGAAGUUAAUCUUGGACCGAAAGGUAGAUAAGAGGGUGAUGCCAAUGAACACAAAGGACAUUCAGCAGGAAAGGAUUGAGCCAGGUAAAGGGACACACCUAGAAUCAAGAGAGCUUGAAUCCUGUCUCCCAAAGGAGGAGCUCCAGUCCACAUCUCUCCUGGAGCAAUACAUAAAGCAGAAGGACUGGAUCCAUGGAAUGCAAGCAGCUGAGAAGCCUGAGGAACAGAACUCGUGCAAAGAGGAAAGAAUCAGCGCUGCCUGUUGGAACACCAUAGAGCAGAACAGUGAGGAAGAACUCAGUAGAGACGGCUCCCAAAGUAGUACUUUGUGUGAGUUUGCUGCUGCCUCAGACACCAAAACCGAUGAGGAUGAUGCCUGGGAUCUCAUCACUUGCUUCUGCUUAAAGCCUUUCGCUGGGAGACCUAUGAUAGAGUGCAACGAAUGUGCCACUUGGAUCCAUCUCUCCUGUGCUAAGAUACGUAAAUCCAAUGUGCCUGACAUCUUCAUCUGCCAACGAUGCCGUGAUGCAAAGCAGGAGAUUCGCCGCUCAAACAGAGCCCGCACCAUUCCCCGCAAGCGAUUCUGCGACUGACUUUGGCUUGGGGGGUGGACGGGUUCCCUUUGAACUUGGGACUGGAUCCCUAUUGGCAAGACAAUCAAAAUGUAGGAGCCUCCUUGGGAAAUAAGUGAGGGGGCCCUAUGCUUCCAGAAACGUGUGUCUUAUUUAAGCCUAUUGCAGGUGGGUGGGGCAUGCUGUUCUCCACUUGAUAGGGCCUGAACUGCUUUUGAGAUCUCAGGGUUACACUAGAGCAGCAAAUGCAAAGGUGCCUGGCAGACACGUGACUGGUUUGGUGGAUUCCAGUGCACAAUGCACUAAGUCAGCCAGAAGCCUCUUUGACCUCGUGCAAAAAGGGCUCGGUGCCUUUUAACAAUCUAUGGGAAGCUGGCCUAAAGUUUGUUCUUUUGUGGUACAGUAGCUGCUCAGGCUUAAAUUUUGUAAGUUUAUGGCCCUAGGUUUGUCAUGAUUUUUAUUUUCAUUUUAUUAUUUUUUGUUCCUUUGGCCCUAGAUCCAACUAUGUCCUGGUAGUUGAAGCUUCUGAAUCCCUUCAUGAAGCUAAAGCACAUGUUAGAAAAAGGCAGCUAGCUGUCUUUCUGUGCAUACACUGCUUGGGAGAGAACCUUCUGCAACUGAAGUGCAGAUUCCCAUUCUGUGUUGGCAUGAACUGCAAUGCAGGGCAAUUGACAUUAAACUUCAGCAAUGUGGUCAUUGCGCCUAGUUCUAAAGAAUCUGCCCUCUUCAGAAACUUACACUGUGCUAUUCCCAUAGUCAGGCUAGUCACCUGAGGGGGUGGCAAUUUUCACUUAAUGUAAAUAUUUUAUAUACAAUUACUUAGAAAAUGUCUUGCUGUACCUGCUCCAUAUUAAACUACCACCCUUCCCUAGACUUCCAGUUGCACUAGUGUCUAAUUUGAAGGGAAUACAGGAGCUGUGGGGAAAAGACCAAAGCUGAUAGCAGUAGAGGUGGUGAUGAGUUUACUGCAAAGGCUCUAGAAUCUAAAGAGAUGGCAGUAGCAGAAGACUUGAGAGGUAUGAUGGUGAGCCACAUUGAAGAAGCAGAUUGGGUCCUGCUUUCAUUUCAAGUUGCUCUUUCGUUGCUGAGAAUAUUUCACCUUGUUGCUGUAGGUGAAAUGUGGGGCAUGCUAAAUGGUGACCUGUCUACUAUGCAAACCAUUACUGCUUUUUCCUGGGGCAAUCAUGCCAGCAAACUCUUGUUUUGGAGGACAGGUCUCUCUGCACUCUUGUCUAUAUCAGACCACUGAACCUUUUAUUUGACCCAUGUGCCUUCUUGAUCUUACACACACCACCUUAUAUUUGACUGCUUGUAUGUACAACCCUAUUCUCACUGUACAAGGUAUUUUCAGUGGCUUGUGAUAGGCCUUUUCCUAUGUAGGACAGACUUCUCAGUCAUCAGGUUGUAGGAAUUUAGGGAGCUACUCCAUGAAUGUCUUCCUUCCCCUCUGCCCUCUCAAAGUGUUUACACUUUUAUAGGUAGUCACUUUCUAUUAAAGAUGUAAAGUAGUGUAUUGUGGUCCUUUGUCCUAUGCCAAGUGUUUGGAGUGCUAUGUAUAGAAUAAAAAUACUUUUUAAUCAGUUAUAUUGCAGAUAUUUGACUUCAUUGUAACUCAAGUGGAGUGUUUUACAUAGUUACAUUCUGCUAAGGUGGGGGUGGAUGACUAGAACUCUGCUGGCUUGUGCAACCUUACAUGAGUGUAUACAGAUCAAAACAAAGGUAAAGCCUUAAAAACUAGCAAAGUUGGCUGAUCGUUUACUUCUACACCAUGAAGACUUUACAUAUGUAUUUAUUCAGAAAUGCAGUCCUAUGAAACUGGAUAGAGUUGUAAAUUUAAGUUUCAAAUUUAUCUAUUUCAUUUAGACUUUAAACACAACUAACUUUUAUGAAUUUAACUUCUGCAGGUUUUCUUAGUGCAACACCCAACAUUGUACAAGCACAUAUGGUGGUCCUCUUCCCACUUUCUCUCUCUAGAUCUGCUCCAGAAGAUUUUGAGGAUCCUUUCCUCUUGCAGGCAGGCAGGCGAUUAUACACACCUGCAUGGAUUUAGAGCAAGUGCCUACUGGUACAGCUAGGGCACAUGUGAGAUGCAGAAAUACCUAUUUGAUCUUCAACAAGUCAGGUGUGUUUAGAGGGGCAAUGUUAAAACUGGCCUUGAUAGGAAAAAAUCCUCUCAGAACUUUAUGUUGUGGUAACCAUGAUAUGGUAACAUUUUAAACUAUUUUAAAGGUGAAGACCAAUGUGGUUUGAGCAUUGUGUAAAAGGCUUUGUCCACAAAUGUAUCUGGCUCAACUGCUAAGGCUGCCAAUAACAGCACACAAUUCUCCCCCACAAAUGUUGAAAAUUCUUCAGUAAUAUAUGGUAGUAUGUCAUUUUGAGGGAGAGAGAAAAGCCUGCUUGGUCUUAGUAUGCAAUCAAUGCACAGGACCUUUGCUCUGCAAGAUGCAAAUCCAUCACUAAUAUAUUUAGUUAUUGCAACUGCUGUACAAAUGCCUUACACAGCAAAGGGUGCUUUGUUCACACUAGCACAAGGAGGCUGCUGAGAGAUGUGGUGGUCACAGCAAAAGUAUUUUCACCCCCUUCAUGGGAAACCUAACAGGUCUCAGGAGGGGUGGGCAAUCUUUUUUCUACUUUUUCACUAGGGGAAAUGGUUACAGGUUGUUCACUGAUGACUGAGAAGGCCACCUCUUUUCAUGGGGUUCCUUCCAUACACACUGCUUGAAAGUAUAGAGCUACAAAUGAAAAAUAACAAAUAGCAAGGUAGCAAUACAGGUAGGAGAGUGACUUCUGUAACAAAGAAGCCAUGUGCAGCUAUUUCAGGAAACUAGGUAAAGGGACCCCUGCCUGGGGUUGCAGAGCUCAUCUCACUUUACUGGCCAAGGGAGCCAGUGUACAGCUUCUGGGUCAUGGGGCCAGCAUGACUAAGCCACUUCUGGUGAACUACAGCAGUGCACAGAAGUGCCAUUUACCUUCCUGCUGGAGUGGUACCUAUUUAUCUACUUGCACUGCAUGCUUUCCGACAGCUGGGUUGGCAGCAACGGGCGCUCAGCCCGAACUGCCGACCUGAUCAGCAACCCCUAGGCUCUGCGGUUUAACCCACAGCGCCACCCCCGUCUCUGCUGAACAUCCCACUGAAAGUGCUUUUCUUUUAACAGGCCUCCACCCACCAAAACAAAUUAACAGGUCACACCUGCCUCCUGACAACUGCAAAAUUCAUGUUUUUGGUGCUUCCCAGCACUACCAUGGUAUAAAAGCAUAGAUCAUUUUCACAGAAAUCCAUAGAUUACUUGUGCCCACAGGUGCGUUGUGUAAUUUGUUGUUUUCACCCUUUGUAAAAACAAAACUCAAAAGAUCUGUGUCUUGGAUCAUUGAUGUUCACAACCAUUGAAUUUGUUUUUUUAAAAAAAAUGUGCAGUACUAAUGUAAGCUUCAUUUGGGGGACUCAAAGGGCAAGGGAAUCAAGUUUUAAUUCUACUGGAGUGAAUUUUAUCCAAACUCCCAAUGGAAAACUAAUGGGCGUGAGAAUACACACUCUUUUAGGGGAGGGAAGCAUAGUAAGGAGAAAUGGGUGGAGAAGCAAUGGGCUGCUUAUGGUUCCUACAAAGUUCGCCAAGCCUUCGUAACAUGUUACUGAUCUGUAUAAGGAACUGUGCUCUAAUCCCAUUACUGCUAUGGUUAACUCAGGAAUGUUCUAUGCGAGUUACUUUCAUAACGCCAAGUACACUGGGUUACAUGCUACAUGCUUCUCCUG
Molecule: messenger RNA, 5055 nt
Organism: Zootoca vivipara (common lizard)
Lineage: Eukaryota; Metazoa; Chordata; Lepidosauria; Squamata; Lacertidae
Product: PHD finger protein 13
Biological process (GO): mitotic chromosome condensation
Cellular component (GO): nucleus
Molecular function (GO): chromatin binding
Source: RefSeq, a predicted model, not a curated record